AUGGAUGAUACCAGCACGACAGCACCAACCAAUAACUCCGCUGCCACGACUUCUGAAAACGAAAACGAAAACAUGCCUCGGACCAACUCGCCAGUCCCGCCAACAGCAACGUCCACAGCUCCUCCUCCCCUCCCCCCACGCCAGCCACCCCUUUCAACAACAACAGACCCUCCCGCUCCCGCUCCCACCACUCCCACACAGUACACGCUCGCCACCCUCCCACUCUACCUCCAAGACCUCUAUCGCGUGCUCCCCAUCCCCACGACCCCCACCACCCCCCUCCUCACCCUCCCUCAAAUCCACGCCCUCCCCGCACGCCCACAACAAUACGCCGCGCUCCUCCUCCGCCGGCACCACCUAACCUCGCAACUCGAGCAGGACGGUCUGCGGCCUGAGAUCCUGGUUGCGCGCGCACGGACGCAUGAGGCGUUGGCGUACCCGGAGUUGGCGGUCGGGGAUGCGUAUGUCGCGUUCACGGUGGGUGAGUAUGAGGAGGAUGGGGGUGGGGAUUUGAAGGGGGUGUGGGGGGUUGGUGGUGGUGAUGGUGAGGAGGAAGGGGAUGAGGAGGAGGUGCUGGGCAGGAGGGUGAGGAGCGUGAAGAGGAAAGCGGCCAGGGUGCUGUGUCGGUGUUUGGAGGGGUUGGGGUGUGAUGAUAGGGUGUUGGGGAGGUGGGAGGGGAUGUUGCGCGGGCUUGGGGAGGAUGAGGGUGAGGGAGACGGUGGCGUUGACGAAGAAGGGAUGGAGGAUGUGCAAGACGAGGGCUGGUGCAUAUUCGCGCCAGACGAGGUCGUGAGCAUCGACGACUCGGCGCAUUUCGGCCUCUCGCGUCGUGAAGUCUAUCCUUGGAACAGGUAUGAAGGCGAUCGCAUGAGCGAUGCUGCGCUGGCUGAGAUCAAUUCCCGUCUGAGUAUUGCGAGCGAGGGGCAACUCGAGGUCCGCAAGACGAUCCUGCCUGACCUCUACUCCAAGAAUGGUGCAAUUCCCACCUUGGAAGACCAGACCGCCGACAUGCGACUCGACAGUGAGGAGGUGCCUGCGACCAAGAAGGAGAACGCCCAGCUCGGCCUCUUUGCCACUCGAGAUCUGCCCCCCAAUACACGCAUUUUGACGGAACGCUCAGCGCUAACCGCCAUCCGCCCGCACGGCGAGAGCCUGUGUGAUGCUUGUGCCGGCGACAUCUCGCUGCUACCCGCCUCCGAGCGCCAGGCCUGUCCUGGCUGCGGUAUCCCUUUCUGCUCUCCUGAAUGCCACGACGUGGCGAUGAAGACCUACCAUGCACCCAACAUCGACGACGAGGAGACAGAGGAAGGCUACCCGCCGGCCACAGCGCCGUUCUGUCCCGGUAGCACCGGCGAGGCGGACAUUGCCAAUCUCGGACGCGCAGAGAGCAGCGACACACCCGAAUGGGACCUGUAUUUUCUGUUGGUGGUGAGGGCGCUGCAGAUGGCGGAAACGCUCGACUGCCAUCCGCUCGAGAUCUGGGAGUGUAAGUACCUUUGGGGAUCGUUCGAGGCGGGCCCAUCGUUGGGUAUGAUGGCGGCUGCAGGCAGUCCCUCUGGAGCAAAGGUGAGACUGAAACGCAGCUUGCCGUUCAGUCUCCAGCAUCACGUGGAGCUGCCGCUGCAGUGGUUUGAGCUGCUGAUGCUGAGUCGCGAGGAUAGCGCGCCGUACACGAGGAAAUGGAUAUGGAGGUAUGAUUGGUGGGUGGUGCAGACGUUGUACGCCAAAUUUCGCGGGGUGGCGGAUGCAAGAAUGAGCAGCUGGACGGGUGAGCCAGAGACGGCUGGAGUCUUUGCUCUGUGGUGCACAGCCAAUCAUAGCUGUGAGCCUGGAGUGAGGUGGGAGGGCGGUGGCAUUCGGACACUGACUGUCAGGGCAGAGCGGGUUGGGCAACCACAGGAUGGAGAGGGCGAGUGGAGGGGUCUGAAAGGAGGAGAGGAGGUUUGGAACCAUUAUACGGAUGUCGAGGAGAAGGAUUUUAAGGUGAGGAGAGACUGGUUGAGAGAGGUGUUGGGUGGUGAUUGUCGUUGCCAGAGGUGUGAGAGGGAGGAGCGAGAGGGUAGGGAGGCUCAGACCACUUGA
This is a messenger RNA of Cyphellophora europaea CBS 101466, 2082 nucleotides long. RefSeq lists its product as uncharacterized. NCBI's taxonomy places the organism in Eukaryota, Fungi, Ascomycota, Eurotiomycetes, Chaetothyriales, Cyphellophoraceae. Gene Ontology annotation, cellular component: nucleus. The transcript has a single exon. The coding region runs from base 1 to 2082 and encodes 693 amino acids. The record is from RefSeq and is a predicted model, not a curated record.